AUCUGUUCCUGACACAUGCGUUUGGGGCUGGCUGCUCUGAAAACAACCCCGCUUUGUUCCUCGUCUGAGCUGCUGUGAUGUAGAUUAGCGUAAUAACUUGUGUAACACUCAAAAAGCGCAAAUUUCAACCAUUGAAGUACUUAGUUCAAGAUUUACGGUCAUUUAAAAACAGCACUGCACACCAUAAUGGCGGCUACAGUUUUGAUGUUAAAGGUGUAACAAAAGUACAUAGAACGUCUGGCGGGCCGGAUUGAAAAUCUUAAUGGGCCGCAUGUGGCCCGCGGGCCGUAUUUUGCCCAGGUCUGCGCUACACUAUCCACUUAAAGGAGCCCUAUCAUGAAUAAAACCAACUUCUCUUACCUAUUUGUACCUGCUGUUGUGCAUUUGGGAUCUGCAUUAGUCCCGAACAUUUAAAAUCAAAACGUGGAGAUAUUUAUAAAAUAAUUAUACCUUCUCAUCUACUUCCUCCAAACUGUCCGUAUGGAAUGGGCACAAUUGGUGACGUCAACAAUAGGUUGUAUUCAGUCACGUGACUUUUGAACGGAAGUGAACGGAGUGUUUGGGCCACCAAACCAACAUGGCUACUGUGCAGCAAGGGGCCUACAUCUGACCACUAAAAUCAGGAUUAUCCGUUGGCCGCAUUCCCAGACAUGUUGGAACUAUCUGGUGAUCCAGACAUCAUUUUACACGACAAAACAGAUGAAAACAUGGAAAAGCACACAUGUCUACAACUUCUUUGUGCGUGGCUGGAUCAAGGAAAUUGGUAUCGAGAUUCUCCCGGAUAAAUAUGCAUCGUUUUUGCUCGGGAGGAGUGCUAACAUGGCUGCUGCAGCGCGAGGGCCUACGAUUGGCCGGCCGUUGGAAUUUGCCAAAGAAGAGCAGAGGGCGGUUCACUCCUGGUCCAGGAUUGCGUCUGCCGGUCACAAUGUCGUCCUGGAUGCUCUGAAGAUCCUCAGCCCCAUGUCACGAGACCUCUCAAGCACCGAAGAAUUAGUCACCUUCUUGCAAGAGCUGAGCGAGGAGGGCCACAAGCCCACUGUGCUGCGGAGCAAGGAUGUGUACGGCUACCGCUCCUCCACUAACCAGCUUCUGACUGAAGACAUGCUUAAGCAACCCAACCGGAUUGUCAGACCUACAGCCAAAAAGAGGCGAAGGGUUAGAGUCAAGAAAAGAGAGGUUCACCCUUCAUGGAACAUCUUUGAAAGACGUAACCCCCGAAUCCAGGGGAUUCCACCCCCUGAGCUACUGACGGACCAUCGUGCUGUUGUCUACAACAGGCCGCCUGUUCGGAUGUCAGAGAUUUCCGAGCCGCCCCCCAUGCAGUCGUGCCUCAGACUAACUAAUAUCAAAGGUCUGUCUGGCUGUCACACGGCUAGGCUCCAGAUCCAAACUACAUGGGACUUACCCUGUAAGACACCCCCGGUUGUCUUUUUGCAGAAGCAGCCCCCUCCAGCACUUUCAGGAAUACCUUUGCAGCCUUCCCAGAAUGGUGGUGGGGCCUCCACUCGAGCCGUGGCCUUGUUCAGCCAGAAGAACCUGUCCUGUCCCGUCCGCCUGGACGGGGCCCUCAUCGGAGAUUCUGCGCCAGUGUUCUAUGCUAACGGCCGAGCUUUCCCACAGACACAUACGGAGCUGAGCAGCAACGGCUGGAGGGGCAUUGGCCUCCACCAAAAUGGACUGGGCCCAAAAGAACUGACGAACCCCACCAGGCAAAGAAACCGCUGGAAAGAUAAGCGACGUUUACGAUCUAAAGUCAUAAAGGUGGAUGACUCUCGCUCAGUGGAUGAAGCCCGAUGGAAAGCUCAAAACAUUUUACAGGUUAACCUGUCUCCAGUCAUCCAGAUCCAUCCUCUCAACCAUGUUCUCAGAGACUUCAGAUACCAGAAGAACUGAUGCUCCUUCAAGCAUACCUUCUUUCAUUAGUUAGUGUCUUACAUCCUUGAGUUUCUACCUGGAUACCAGACUUCUUUCAUGGUUUUUGAAAUGUCUGCAGAGGAAACCCAGGUAGGUCCUGAACGUUUUUUGUUUUUUUUUCUUCAUGUUGGUCACAUGAAAGGCUUAAGAAGUUGGAAAUGUAUUUUCCUAGCUGGCUGGGAAAUGAUUUUCCACAGAAUGCUGGUACUUUUCUACGCCACACAAAUCCGGCAUUCUGCUUUCAGUUAAGAUGUCGGCCAAUGUUUCCUCUUCCGUUUUUCACUUGGAUGGUCUUAAUGUUAUGCCAUUAUUUUUGCGUGGAGCACCGUUAUUUCAUUAGUAUUUCAAAUUCCAUGGAAGAAUAGCACCAUUUUGGUUUAAGAAUGAAAGUAUUUUUUGUGUAAUGUCUUGCAGCGGUGAGGCCGGCGUGCUUCCGAAAGACUUGGUCUCCAAUAAACAAAGAUCCUAAAUUGUG
Nerophis lumbriciformis (worm pipefish) is the source of this 2389-nucleotide messenger RNA. RefSeq names its product coiled-coil domain containing 71 (gene ccdc71). The record is from RefSeq and is a predicted model, not a curated record. NCBI's taxonomy places the organism in Eukaryota, Metazoa, Chordata, Actinopteri, Syngnathiformes, Syngnathidae.